This is a messenger RNA of Penicillium nucicola, 1506 nucleotides long. Its product is annotated as SF3a splicing factor complex subunit PRP9. Gene Ontology annotation, cellular component: nucleus; spliceosomal complex. The coding region runs from base 1 to 1506 and encodes 501 amino acids. Lineage: Eukaryota; Fungi; Ascomycota; Eurotiomycetes; Eurotiales; Aspergillaceae. Gene Ontology annotation, molecular function: RNA binding; zinc ion binding. The record is from RefSeq and is a predicted model, not a curated record. The transcript is spliced from 3 exons. Gene Ontology annotation, biological process: mRNA splicing, via spliceosome.
AUGUUGCUUGAAGAUCAACGGUAUCUCCAUGAGGACCUGGAGCGGUUGGAACAGGCUGUCGCUGAUCGCGUGGCGGAGGAGCCGCGAAAUGUUCGUGAACGCCUAGCCCGUGAUCAUGAAGUCGCCAAGUUCCUUGACAGAAUUAAGGAGCAAUCGAAGCGACUCCUCGAAAUCUACCAGGACAUCGAUGGGCUACGAGAGAAGGAAGUGCAGUCAAUCUCGACUGGCGAUCAGUUCGAAGAGUUUUAUAGGCAGUUCGCCGAAAUCAAAGAUUUCCACAAGCGUUACCCUAAUGAACCUACCGAAAACCUUGAACGUGCAUACAAGCGCCAUGAGCCCGGCGAAGGCGAGUUUUUGGGGAUGGAGAUCGACAAUAUGUUCAGUGGUGAAGAAGGAUUUGGACAGUAUUUGGAUCUUACGAAGCCUCAUGAGGACUACCUGAACCUUCCCGGAGCAAGGCGAUUGACCUACACUCAAUAUCUCGACAUCUUCGACGUCUUCACACCACCCACCCUCUCCAUCAAGCGCAAGGAUAAAAUCACCGAUCGGUACUUCGUUUAUGUUGGGGAGCUUGCCAGUUAUCUAGAGACUUUCUUGAAGAAAGUGAGGCCGCUUGAGGACCUGGACAAGCUUUUCGCUGGUUUCGACGAACAAUUCGAAAAGCAAUGGGCCGCAAAAAAGGUCCCAGGCUGGACUGAAGAAAAUACUGAGAACGGUACAUCCGGUCCGACAACACAGGGAACUGGUGAGGGCACUUGGUGCCCGGAUUGUGAGAAAGAGUUCAAGAAUGAGAACGUCUACCGGAACCACUUGACGGGCAAGAAGCAUAUUCGUGCAGCGGAAGCCCGCAAAUCUGGAGAGGCUCCAUCUGCAGCUCCAAGCAAGGGAACAUCCGCAGCCUAUAGUAUGAAGGAACGUGCAGUCGCAGAACGCGAACACCGAACUCGAUGCUUGACAGAUGUCCUGAAGACGGAACGACAAGCCACCAAGAUCAAUGUUGAGCGACGACAGGGUAUGACGGAACGUGAACGCCAAAUGGAAUUGGAAGCUAUUCUGGCCGAGCCCGAGGCUGCAGGUGCCGAAGGUCAAGCUGGAGAGGAGUCAGACGGUGACGACGAGGAGCGUGUUUACAACCCACUGAAGUUGCCUCUGGCUUGGGACGGCAAACCCAUUCCAUACUGGCUUUACAAGCUCCAUGGUCUUGGAGUUGAAUACCCUUGUGAGAUCUGCGGAAACUACGUGUACAUGGGUCGUCGGGCCUUCGACAAGCAUUUCUCUGAGUCUACUCACAUUUAUGGCUUGAAGUGCCUGGGCAUCACAUCUAACACUAAUCUCUUCCGGGAGAUUACCCGAAUCAACGAGGCUAUGGCUCUCUGGGAUUCGCUUGAGAAGGACCGAAAGAAGGACCGAGACUCUCGCGACAAUGUGGUUCAGAUGGAGGAUGCCGAGGGCAAUGUCAUGCCUGAACGGAUCUACUUGGAUCUACAAAAGCAGGGCAUUCUCUGA